AGUUGUCAAUUGUAAAUUCCAUUUGGUUUGUUUUUGUUUUGUGUUUGAGUAUUUCGAUUUUCUGGUAUUUGGUGUUUGCUUGAGCCCUUUGAACAGUUUGUAAAUUAUUUAAAUCCUCAAAGUCAUGGUAAUGGAAAAUAAAAGAAAAGCCGAAGAAUCGGCCCUAGUGUCGGUUCAGAAGAAAUCGAAAAAUGAGGUGGCCCUCAGCAGUAAUAAAAACAAACAAGUCAGUCAGUUACAGCCUGCUCCUGCACGUACCUCCAACCUUUUUGCACCUAUUAUGGUUUGUGAAGGCCACGAGGGCGAAAUAUUUUCUGUUGAUUUUCAUCCUGAGGGACAGUAUUUUGCCUCGUCUGGUUUUGAUAGAAAAAUUUUUCUAUGGAGCGUCUAUGGAGAAUGCGAAAACAUAUCGGUAAUGACCGGACACACCGGCGCAGUAACAGAACUACAUUUCACCACGGAGGGAGCGAACAUCAUUACAGCAUCCACCGAUCACACGUUGGGACUUUGGGAUUUGGUGACCGGAGAAAGAAUCAAAAAAUACAAAGGCCACACUUCGUUUGUAAAUUGUGCGCAACCUUCGAGAAGAGGUCCGCAAUUGAUUGUAUCCGGAGGCGACGACAGUACAGUGAGAAUAUGGGACCAAAGAAAAAAGCAGUGCUCUUUCAGUAUGAACUCGGUUUAUCAAACUACUGCUGUCAGUUUUAAUGAUACUGCUGAGAAUGUUUUUACUGGUGGGAUUGAUAAUGAUGUUAAGGUUUGGGAUCUUCGUAAACGCGAAAUCCUCUACACAAUGAAAGGACACACUGACACGAUAACCGGUUUGGCGCUCAGUGCGGAUGGCUCUUACUUAUUGAGCAAUUCCAUGGACAACACGUUGAGAAUUUGGGAUGUCAGGCCUUACGCCCCCUCGGAACGAUGCGUAAAAGUUUUCAGCGGACAUCAGCACAAUUUCGAAAAGAAUUUAUUAAGGUGCGCUUGGUCUCCAGAUGGAAAUAAAGUAAGUGGUGGUUCUGCUGACAGAUUCGUCUACAUUUGGGACACAACGUCCAGAAGAAUCAUCUAUAAAUUACCCGGACACACUGGUUGCGUUAACAGCGUAGCGUUUCAUCCAAAUGAGCCUAUAGUGGCUUCAGGAGGUAGUGAUAAAAUGGUUUACAUUGGUGAAAUUGAUUGAGAUGUUCUAUUUCUGAAUAAACAUGUAAUUAUAACAAUAGUUGGUGUUUUAUUUUUAUUUUGGUUAUUGAAGAAGAAUC
Molecule: messenger RNA, 1256 nt
Organism: Ceutorhynchus assimilis (cabbage seed weevil)
Lineage: Eukaryota; Metazoa; Arthropoda; Insecta; Coleoptera; Curculionidae
Source: the annotation of a GenBank genome assembly